Molecule: messenger RNA, 3011 nt
Organism: Chaetomium fimeti
Lineage: Eukaryota; Fungi; Ascomycota; Sordariomycetes; Sordariales; Chaetomiaceae
Exons: 3
Coding region: 113-2986 (957 amino acids)
Molecular function (GO): protein binding
Source: RefSeq, a predicted model, not a curated record
UACAUUUGAACCCCUGCUCAUCGGCCGUCGACAUCACAGAACAGAAGUAUUAUUUCACUCAGACUGCUCACCUCAACCCUCCUCCACCCCCCCGGGGAUUUUCCUCUUUGCCAUGGAUCCCGACAUAUUCACUCUUGCCAGUGACUGCCGGCAGUCGUUUGUCACCCUUGGCAAGGAGCUGCUCGCCCGUCCAACUGUCCUCAUGCCGCGGGAAUCCGUCGAGAACGAGGGCGGCCGGUUUAGAGUAUGGUGUGGGAAUCUCGGUGCCUUGCAGCAGAGCUUUGCUUCUCUGGACUAUCGGCUGCGAGAAUCUCCAGUCAUAUUAUCCACUGUCUGCGGACUGCUCCAACAGUUGCGCUCCAACUUGGACGAGAGUAUUUCCGUUGUGUCUGGCUCACGGCUUGCUUUCGAAGACCAGACGCAGCCCGGUGAUUCGAGUGAUGAGUCUGCCGAUGAUAGCGAAGACGAUGAUGGAAAUCCCAUCCGCCAGCGACACGAACUCUCGAUGCGCCUAUUGAGUAUUGUUGACUUGGUAAAAAAGCUGUACGAACUUGGGUUCAGGAUCCGCGAUCCCCGUUUGCGGCCCUCGUCUUCCAAAGCAACCCGCUACCGGGAAAUCGAUCCAGACACGGGCGUCGACCUUUUCGACGCCUUCCCCCAAUUUGACCGGCAGCAUGUUGAUGCGUUGCUCGAGUCUCUUCGGCGAGGGCGUGAGCCACCGUCUGCAUCUGACGAGGACCCCGACUAUCUCAUGCCUCGCCUAGCGGCAUCCAUAACUCUGCGGCGUAAGCACUUCCGGUACUGGGAGAAGCAUGGAAAAAAGCUGUCCCUCCAUACCGUGCCACGUAUCAAACCAGUCGAAGCCACCGAGGAUCCCAGGCCCGCUAGUCAGGGGCAACGGAACCAGGUGCCCCAGCUGAUCCGGCCGCUCGGUACCGACGAGCCGAAGACGUUGAUGUCGAUGACGGAGGCCACCAACCACCAAGACAAUCUCGACGACAUGACCGAAAGGGGAACCGUGGUCUCAUACGCUUCGACGACUCUCGACGCCGACGGGCAUCGGCUGGAAUUGCCGAAUCCUCCGACAGAGGCCCUCAGGGGAAAGGAUUUUGUGUGUCCCUACUGCUCGGUUAUAUGCCCCGCGAGGUAUGGACAGCGGAAGGCUUGGAGGUCUCACGUCUUGCACGAUCUACAGCCAUACAUCUGCACGUACCAGGAUUGCCCUGAACCGUCCCGACUUUACCGGUCCAAGAGGCAGUGGGCAGACCACGAAAGCUCAAGGCAUAGACGGCUCUAUCGAUGCUAUGAACACCCGGAACUACUCUAUAAAACCCCAGACCGACUGAAGGCUCAUCUGCAGCGGGAGCACUCCAGCCGCCUCACAGAUGAACAGAUCGACAGCCUCGUUGAACUUUCCGGCGUCAACAUAUCGGAUGAGCGCUCUAAUUGUCCCAUCUGUUUCGAACCGGCACCGUUUGCCAAAGGCCUUGAGAACCACUUGGCCCAUCACCUCGAACGGCUUGCUAUGUUUGCACUGCCGAGGCCUGUCGAAGACGGCGCCUCUACCACGGACAAGCUGGAUUCCGAGGGAAUGGGUAAAAGGUCCUCUGACUCGGGGCGAUCGCUUGGCCCGCCGGUAUUUUCGGAUCAUGGCGCCCCCAACAGCGCUGCCAGUGACCAAAACAGCACGCCCAGGGAGCCCGAGAGUCUCAUCCCCCGCCGCCUGGAGUGGGAAGUCUCAGCGGACCCUGAAUUUCGACUUGACGCCCUUAGGGUCAUCCAUGAUCUGUUCUGCCGACUCAACGGCGAGCUAAGUGAAAGCGCCAAAGACGACGAGAAGAUGCUCGUUCGAUCACCCCAGGAGCUCGUCUGCUUGGCGCUGGACGAGGAACAAAGAGUGGCAACGGAAAGCCCGUCUACCUACCGUGACGCUAUGAUGCAACGCAUCUUGAUCUACCAGGAAAUGACCCCAGGCCAGUGGAGGGACAAGCUCGUCGAGCACGACUUAGGGAGGCAGAUUCAUUCCAUACCCCCAGCCGGAGAGGGCGAAGUCCCACAGGAAGAAGGGCAGGUUGAAGAGACGCCGGAACAACGGCUACAAAAGCUCGAUCGGAGGACGUUUGAUCGGUGGAGGAAAGUCCUGCUAGGCAGUAGGCGCUUUGAUGUGUGGAGUAAUGUGGUCGACGCCGCGGAGGUGCUCCGACGCAAGGACCGCUUGAAGAGAGCCACCCUGCUGCUCAUAUUUGCAACCAAGGGGCAAAGCGCGCAUUCAGGAGCCGCUGAGUUCUCUAAAGUGUAUGCAUUUGCGGAACUCGCACAUACGUAUGGCGAAAGAGGUCUAUGGGACGAGUCUGGAAACCUGUUGGUGAAACUCGUGGAAAUGCGAAAGGCAAGCUUUGGAGACGAGGAUGAACCCACGCUCUUGGCCAUGGAGCGUUUGGCAGCGAUAUAUUUCACCUUAAAGCAGUGGAAGGAAUCCGAGUCCCUAUGGAAGGAUAUUAUAAAGAUACGAGAGAGAAAAGGUGGGAUAAAGGAGAAUGCCAAAAUGCUGGUCAACCUCGCUUUCCUCGCGACAGUAUAUCAAAAACAAGAUCGGCUGGACGAGGCUGAGACGAUAAACGCAGAGAUAGAGGAGCUGUCCUCCUGGGCCCUCAAGAGCGGCGGUCUCCUCGGUCUACACAGUGUAAAGGUCCUAGCGACGUUUUAUGGUGGACGGGGCAAGUUAGAUGAAGCCGUGGGACUGUUGGAACGGCUGCUAAAGGCCGAGAGGGUGCACCUGGGAGAAACGCACCACAGCACGAUUGAGACUAUGGGCCAGCUGGCGGUCCUCUUACAUGAUCAGGGUUACCUCGAGAGAGCUCUGGGCCUCAUGCGGAAAUCCGUCCAGCUUCAAAGAAAACACUCCGGCCGUAUCAAUGCUCGGCCCAGGGCAAAUAUCUCUUUGCUCGCCGAAUGGGAGCGGGAAUGGGAAACACGAGAGGAUUGAAAUAUUAAUAGAGUUCAUGCGACUA